GCGGCGUCGACGACGCCGACGUCAUCCGCGGGUAACGACGACUCGUCCGAGAGAUCCUGGAUCGGGACGCCGCAGACGUCAUACGCCAAUCCGACAUCGACAAACGAUCGUUCCGCCUACUCGUCGAUCUCGAUAGCGCGUGAACCGCGGACACCCGCACGAUAUCUUCCUCGCGGUACCAAGAUACUUCUUCUCACUUCGCGUUCGCCGGUCUCGAUCGCGCCUCAUGAUUUUAAAUUUCUUCGGAUUCGCCCAAGUGCAUCACAUUCGCUGGUACCGGUGGUGAUUGUUGGAUUGGAGAAUCUGAGAUCGAAGCGGUCAAAGAACUUGGUGGUAGAUUAAAGAAGAUCGGGAAGUCAGUGAUCGCAGAAGAAGUGACCUACGUUUUACGGUGCGGAUAUGCAAGCUUGAAAUACCCUGAUUUUAGCGCAUUCGACAUCGGCCGGAUAACGAAUGAUCGAGGAGGCAGGAUGAACGGAACGGCGACAGUCACGGCCACCGAGGAUCAUCAGCAUCAGCAUCAACAAGGGCAAAAUGAACCGACUUCGGAGCACCCACGGAGUCCCGCCAGUCCGCUGAGCGUUAGACACGACUCAGGCGAGAGCAGCGUCAUUUCCCCGGGCCUGCCGGAGCGUUACAGUCCUCUGGGAGCGACGGGGUCCACGUCGAGCCACGAUCCUUACGCCUCCCGGUCGGUCCAGGAGUGCCCGGUGCCCCUCUGCAGAGGAAUGCCGACGGACUUCCCUCUGGCCCGGUCGCCGUACCUGACCGCACUCGGGAACGGUCACCCGCACUUGCUGGGUCAGGUGCAGCAUCAGCAGCAGCAACAGCAGCAGCAACAGCCACAGCAGCCGCAGCACGGCAGUAAACCACCGCGUAGCCUCGGACUGAUAUGCGUGGUCUGCGGCGACACCAGCUCCGGAAAACAUUACGGGAUACUCGCCUGCAACGGCUGCAGCGGCUUUUUCAAGAGGAGUGUCCGACGAAAGCUGAUAUACAGGUGA
Messenger RNA from Temnothorax curvispinosus, 1004 nucleotides. RefSeq names its product COUP transcription factor 2-like. The record is from RefSeq and is a predicted model, not a curated record. Lineage: Eukaryota; Metazoa; Arthropoda; Insecta; Hymenoptera; Formicidae. Gene Ontology annotation, biological process: anatomical structure development; positive regulation of transcription by RNA polymerase II; cell differentiation. The transcript is spliced from 3 exons. Bases 471 to 1004 code for a protein of 177 amino acids. Gene Ontology annotation, molecular function: nuclear receptor activity; zinc ion binding; RNA polymerase II cis-regulatory region sequence-specific DNA binding.